CCUUGUACGCGAUAACUGUCAAUAUAGCUGAGGCAUGCGAGCGAGCGAAAGCAGAUGGGCAUGGUACCAGAUGGACAUCGAGCACAUUGCUGACGUCUCUUACCUACGUGUCACCUCCUCUCAUUAGUCGGUGAUAUGACCAUCUCCCUUGCCCUCUCAGACCCGUGUACUCAUUAUGGUGAGUAGCCUCGACCCGCAUGAUAGUCACCAGCUUCGAAGGCAGAGUAACAAGAGGAAUGGCAGCGAUGGCGGUCGUCUUCUUUGCAAAUUGGGUCACUGUGAUGAUCAUCAACUUUUAUAGUUGGAAUUACCGACUGAGCGUUGACUUUACAAUCAACGGAAGAGCCCUCGGGCUCCUGAAGAUACAAAUUGGCUGUUUACUGAGACCUGCCAAAGAGGGCGAUUGUACAAGGAGGGAGGAAAGGCAACGAGGGCAAAGAAUGGCGGCCUGUCAACGCGACCAUGACGCUGACGUUACCGUCCUUUCCCUCCUCCGCCGUAGAAACAUCGUCAUACCUGUUGUCUCUUGGCCCACGCGUCCCACACUCACCACGGACUCGAUUAUGGUGAGUCUCAUUCUCGUCUUUGUCCCACGCCUGCUGCCACUCUCCGCACACAAGCGUGCAAAUGAUGAUACCCCAUUAUCACGACGGUCUUCGUACCGAGACCAUCAUCUCGUCUGGCGAAACGGCCCGUACCAAGCUCACAUAAAACUUCGGGCAUUAAUCUGAAAACAAGCUUGUGUGGACAGGAGAGCGGCAAGGGGAGCAGGCAUGGGAUAGAGGAGCGCCGCGUUGUUUCUUUGGUCUGUCAGGACAUUGGCUGACCUUCUUCUUCAUCUCAUCCUGACCCUUGUCGUCGUAGAUAAGCACUCUUGCAUAUAUACUGUAAUACUUUCCGC
Molecule: messenger RNA, 901 nt
Organism: Microstroma glucosiphilum
Lineage: Eukaryota; Fungi; Basidiomycota; Exobasidiomycetes; Microstromatales; Microstromataceae
Exons: 1
Coding region: 198-731 (177 amino acids)
Source: RefSeq, a predicted model, not a curated record